AUGCCGCAGGAGAACCGAGAGCGCUUGACCAUCACGUCGACAGCUCAGGGAAUCAACGACGACGGUCAGCUACAGGUGGACAUAGAGGUGGACGGACGUGUGCCGACACUACCGACCGGCGUCGUCCUGCUGCGGCCAUUCACAGAGGACUAUGUGCAGAGUGGAGAAGGUUCGCUAUACGGGUAUUCGUCACGGAGCUUCCAAGUGAACGGCUACAUGCUGCCGUACGCGUGGAACCACACGGUAACGUACGAUGCGGACGCUGGUAGGCUGCCUUUCCUCGUGCAGAGUCUGUUCACGACCAACCUGCGCGUGCACUACGGUCGUGGCCACCGCAAGCUGAAGAUCCGUGCAGCGGCAGCCAUCAGGAAAGGAGAACCCAGCAAUAGAUGUCCAGAGGGCUUUACACUGGACGAGAGCGGACCUUUCUGUUUGGACGAUGACGAGUGUGUACGCAUGCAGCCCUGUGCACACGUCUGUAACAACGUGCUUGGAAGUUACUACUGCUCCUGCCCGGAUGGCAUGACGCUAGGACCGGACGGAAAAUCUUGCCAGGGACGGGACCAGCAUUUACGGAGCCACGAUUCAGGAUCAAGCUGCAGCUACUUGGACGAAUGCCAGCUGGGCAUGAUGACGUGUGCUGAGGGUGAGGAGUGUGUAAACACCAUCGGUUCUUACCAGUGUGUGCAGCCGUGUGGGAGAGAGUGA
This is a messenger RNA of Priapulus caudatus, 708 nucleotides long. Its product is annotated as hemicentin-1-like. Gene Ontology annotation, molecular function: calcium ion binding. The record is from RefSeq and is a predicted model, not a curated record. Bases 1 to 708 code for a protein of 235 amino acids. NCBI's taxonomy places the organism in Eukaryota, Metazoa, Priapulida, Priapulimorpha, Priapulimorphida, Priapulidae. The transcript is spliced from 6 exons.